AUGAGAAGCCCUAAUGAGUUUUCUUUGACCCUCAGACCCCCUUUUUCUCCUUUCAAACCUUCGAAGAACACGGCCUUGGUGAAAGGGUCUCUCAGAGAAACUUGUUUUUGGUCUGAAAACUUAAUAAAACUUAUAGAAGAAAAAAAGCGAUCCUACCAGAAAUGGCUCAGUACCCACAGCGACCACGACAGAGAAGAAUAUGCAAGAUUAAAUAGAAUAGUUAAACGCGAAGUAUCUAAAAGCAAAAACAAAAUAUGGGAAACCAAAUGUGAGAGAGUGGAAAGAUAUAUGGGAGGUACAAGAGUGUCAGAAGCGUGGAAGACAAUAAGGAACCUUAGAAGAGACGAAAAGCAAAAUAGUAAACUAGAACUUAUAAGCAUGGAAAAGUGGGAAGACCAUUACAAACAGUUACUGACAAAAAACAGGACAGAAUUCAAACUAGAAGUGCCAGAUUUGAAAAACGCAAAAGAUAUAGAUGUAAAUGAAAUAAGUGUAAACGAGAUAAAGAAAGCAUUGAAGAACUCAAAAAAUGGAAAAGCUGCGGGGCCGGGAAACUUUUUAAUUGAGCUAAUAAAGCAGGGACCCGAUAUAUUAUUGGAAAUACUAGCUGAUAUCUUAGAUGCCUGA
Sitophilus oryzae (rice weevil) is the source of this 627-nucleotide messenger RNA. RefSeq lists its product as uncharacterized. The record is from RefSeq and is a predicted model, not a curated record. Bases 1 to 627 code for a protein of 208 amino acids. The transcript is spliced from 2 exons. Lineage: Eukaryota; Metazoa; Arthropoda; Insecta; Coleoptera; Curculionidae.